This is a messenger RNA of Daucus carota subsp. sativus, 842 nucleotides long. RefSeq names its product CASP-like protein 1. The coding region runs from base 140 to 730 and encodes 196 amino acids. The transcript has 3 exons. The record is from RefSeq and is a predicted model, not a curated record. NCBI's taxonomy places the organism in Eukaryota, Viridiplantae, Streptophyta, Magnoliopsida, Apiales, Apiaceae.
CAUUCAGUUCUACUAGGAAGUGUCUAUAAGUACAACAGUUAAACACUUGAAAUCAUAAACCAGUCACAACUCGCAUCACACAUUUAACAUAACAAAUCACUUUAGUCAUUUAACUUUGUCAAGCUAAAUAUCUACUAUUAUGGCUUCAAUGACUAGUGUUGCGCCAGUAGAGUACAAGAACUCGCCAACUAGUGCUCCCCCUGCCACCAGCCGGCAGGCCGCGAUGGCGGAGGUGGCUUUGAGGGUGUUAUUGUUUGUUGCGUCGUUGACAGCUGUGGUACUGAUGGUCACAAGCAAACAAACGGAGUUGAUUCCGUUUCCACCCGUCGGAUUGGUGUCUAACACUUCAAGAUUCACUGAUACACCGGCCUUUGUAUACUUUGUAGCAGCACUCUCCACAGCCGGUCUGUACAGCAUCAUAACAACCUUGCUCAGCAUCUCCGCACUGUCAAGGCCAGGCUACACCAAAAUUUUGGCUUUAUAUAUUGUUGCCAUGGAUGUGGUGAUGCUGGCAAUUGUAGCAGCAGCAUUAGGAACUGCCGCAGGGGUUGCUUACGUGGGGAUUCAAGGAAAUUCUCAUACCCGUUGGACUAAGAUCUGCAAUAUAUAUGAUACAUUCUGUCAACAAGCAGCAGGCGCCAUUAUAGUUUCUUCGUUUGCUGCCACACUUCUCAUAUUGUUGAUCUUGCACUCUGUUUUCACCAUGUAUCGCAAAAUUCCCAAGUACUAGAGUAUGAGCUGACCACCGUUUGUGCUAAUGUGGAUGUGUACGUAUUGAAUAAAUUUACACAAACGAGCAUUGUCAAAAGUCUUUAUGAAUAUACACCAGUGCAUUUUCUUUU